CAGUCUUAUCAAUGUGUCAUUAGCUUGAAGAAAUCGCUAAAGUGUGAACACUAUAGUGUUAUGUGAAUAAGGAAAACAGGCCUUAUGUGAUUAUAUGUACUGGAAGCUACUGUACUUUGAAUUUAUUAUUAUAUAGCCUAGAUCUUGAUACAUGAUUCGUACACAUGGAUGAUUUGAUGGAUUACAAUAAAUUCCAUGUAUGUUUUGUUAUAUUGAUUGGUAUUGGUCUCUUUCAUCAAGUACAGAUAGCCCAAUGCCAAGAAGUUUCCACGUCUGCCACCAUAGCAGACGACAAUGAGACGGCGGUUGCUUUGCCGUCUGACUGCUGGUGUGUGUGUGACUUAACUGACAACAAGGUCACUGACCUUGAGAGGAUUAAGACGAUCCAGCGAGCGACCGAGAUUAGAGAUAAUCUGUUACUUGAUAAGGAGAGUCUCUCAGCCACAAAGCGGAAAAAAUACUCCGUCAUGGAUGACCGCACCUACUCCCAGGCCGUGGGCUAUAUCGGGGUGGUGACCUUGACCCUGGUGUUCCUGACCUUGGUCUGGAUGGACGCCUCCUACAUCAAACACUUUGCUCGGUCUCUGCAGUUCGGCGGGAAGGGGAAAGAACUGUAGAUGCAA
Molecule: messenger RNA, 623 nt
Organism: Physella acuta
Lineage: Eukaryota; Metazoa; Mollusca; Gastropoda; Physidae
Source: RefSeq, a predicted model, not a curated record